AUGGAGGAUUCAACAAACCCAAUGGAUCAGCAGCAGUUGUUGGCGGGUGCCGGUAACGCGGGCUACGAGAACAACGUGUCGGCACCGGCACCGACACCCUGCUACGACGAUCUGUUCCCGGCACUGCCGGAGAGUGAGCCGCCGCGCUUUAACAGCACCUUGUCACCGGCCACGCAGAACAUGCGCGUCGGCAGCUCGAUCGUGACGCAGGUGUUUAUCGUCGCGUCCGGCGAGCGCAAGUACGACUCGGACAAGUUCGGCGAGGGCGAAUCGCUGCGCACGUGCCAAUCGAUCAUGAAGGAAACCAAUGCACACAUCGAGAUCUCGAGUGGCAAGGACCAGUCGCUGACGUUCCUGGUGACGGGUAAGGUGCAUGAGGUGCUCGAGGCGCGCCGCAAGAUACUGGUGCACUUCCAGACGCAGGCGAGCAAGAUGAUCAACAUCCCGCGCGAGCACCACCGCUGGAUUCUCGGCAAGAAGGGCGACCGUCUGCGUGAGCUGGAACGCACGACUGCGACCAAGAUCAAUGUGCCGCGCAUCAGCGACGAAUCCGACACGAUCACCAUACUCGGCACGAAGGAGGGCAUCGAGAAGGCGGAACACGAGAUCCGCACGAUGUCGGACGAACAGUCGCGCAAAGCGUUCGAGCGGUUCAACGUGCCGAAAAUUUACCAUCCGUUCAUACUCGGCGCGUACGGCGAGAAUCUGCAGAAGAUGAUGGAGGAAACGGGCGCCAAGAUUAACGUGCCGCCGCAGUCGGUGCAGAAGGACGAGAUCAUCAUCACGGGCGAGAAGGAGGGCGUACUGGCGGCGAAAGCACGCAUCGAAGCCAUCUACAAGGAGAUGGAGAAGAAGUGUACGUCCGUCGGGGUGGAGGUGGUACGAGCGCAGCACCGGUACGUGUACGGGCCGCGCGGUUCAACCAUCCAGGAGAUACUGCAGGCGACGGGCGUAUCGGUGGAGAUGCCGCCGAGCGAUUCGCCCAGCGAUACGAUCACGCUGCGCGGUCCUCAGGACAAGCUGGGCAAUGCGCUGAACGUGGUGUACCAGAAGGCGCACUCGAUCCGCACGGAGGUGCUCGAGUGUCCGCAGUGGAUCCACAAGUACAUCAUCGGUCGCGAAGGCGGUCAUAUCAAGGAGUUCUCCGUCCAGCAUCCGAACGUGCAUGUGGAGUUUAGCGAGGACAAGAUCAAGAUCGAUGGACCGCCGGAACAGGUGCUGAUUGCGUCCGAAGAGCUGCAAAAGAUGGUGAACGAUUUGACCGGUCGUUUGCGGCUGGCCGAGAUGGUGGUCGACCCGGUACAUUGCAAGCACAUCAUCGGUAAGGCGGGCUCUAACAUCAAUCGCAUGAAGGAGGAGUAUGAAGUGCAGAUCAACAUCGAUGAAAAGGGUGCCAAACCGAUCCGUAUCGAGGGCCCGGUCGAAGGUGUGGCCAAGGCGCAACAGGAGCUGCUGGAAAAGAUUGCGAAAUGGGAAAACGAGAAGGAGGAAUCGAUCAUUAUCGAUCACCGUCUGUUCAAGACGAUCAUUGGCGCGAAGGGUGAAUCGAUCCGCGAGAUACGCGAGAAGCACAACCAGGUGCAGAUCGUCUUUCCGGGCCCGAAUGACAAGUCGGAUAUUGUUAAGAUCCGCGGCAUGAAGGAGGACGUCGACCGGUGUCACAAGUAUCUGACGCAGUACGUGAAGGAACUGCAGAAAAAUUCGUUCGUGCUGGAGGUACCGGUAUUCAAACAGUUCUUCAAGUACAUCGUCGGCAAGGGUGGUGCAAACAUUAAGAAGAUUCGCGACGAAACGCAGACAAAGAUCGAUUUGCCGUCCGAGAGUGACACGAACGAGGUGAUCGUGAUUACCGGCAAGCGCGAAAAUGUGAACGAAGCGCGCGAUCGCAUCCAGAAGAUCCAGAACGAAAUGUCAAACAUUGUGUCGGAGGAGGUUACGAUCCCGGCCAAGCACCAUUUCUCUCUGAUCGGAACUGGCGGUAUGCUGAUCAACUCCAUCAUGGAGGAAUGUGGCGGUGUGUCGAUUAAGUUCCCGAACUCGGAUGCGAAGAGCGACAAGGUGGUGAUCCGCGGCCCGAAGGAGGAUGUGGAGCGUGCCAAGCAGCAGUUGCUAGAGUUGGCCAGUGAGAAGGAGCUGUCUUCGUACUCGGUGCAGAUCCGCGCCAAGGCGCAGCAUCACAAGUAUCUGAUCGGAAAGAAUGGUGCUUCCAUUAAGAAGAUUCGUGACAAGACCGGUGCUCGGGUCAUCUUCCCAGGUGUUAACGAUCAGGACAACGAAACAAUCACGAUCAUCGGCAAGAAGGAACAGGUAGAAGAGGCGAAGGCUGACCUGGAAGCAAUUAUCAAGAACAUCGAUAACAUCGUCGAGGACGAAAUGAUCGUUCUUCCGAAGUAUCACAAGCACUUCAUCUCGAACCGUGGUAAGGUGCUGCACCGUAUCGAGGAGGAAUGCGGUGGCAUGUCGAUUUCGUUCCCGCGCAUGGAUCGUGACGAUCGCAACGAUCGCGUGAAGCUAAAGGGCCCCAAGGACUGCAUCGAGCCGGCCAAGCAGCGCAUCAUGGAGAUCGUGCAGGAGCUCGAGUCGAUGGUGACGAUCGAGUGCUACAUUCCUGCCCGCCACCAUCGCAUCAUCAUGCGUCGUGGCGGUUCGAAGGUGCAGGCCAUUACGUCCGAGUUUGGAGUCAACAUAAGAUUCCCGGAGCGUGGCACCACCAACAAUAUGGAUACGGCUCCGCCUGCGGUCGAUCCGGCACAGCAGCAGAACGGCAACGGUGACGCGUUGCCCGCUACAGAAAACGCGACAGACGCUGGUGCGGUUGUGAAUGGAGCCGGUGAACAGCAGCCAGCCGAACCGGUCCAGCGUGCCUCGGAUCUGGUUCGAAUUAGCGGCAACAAGGAGAAGUGCGAGCUGGCGAAGGAAGCACUGCUCGCACUGGUACCGUUGACCGAGGAGAUUAACGUGCCGUGCGAUUUGCAUCGUUCCCUGAUCGGGCAGAAGGGCCGCGACGUGAAGGAGCUGAUGAACACGUACGAUGUGCACAUCGAGAUGUCGCCGCAGGACAAGAAGCUCGACAUCAUCAAGGUGACGGGAACGAAGACGGCCAUCGCCGAGGCAAAGGAAGCGAUUGCUGAGCGCAUCAAGCACCUGGAGGCGGACCGAAAGGAUCGGGAACUGCGCUCGUUCGAGGUCAAGCUGGAGGUGGAUCCCGUUUACCAUCAGAAGAUUAUUGGCCGGCGUGGCGUUGUCAUCAACAAGAUCCGCGCUAAUCACGAUGUGCAGAUAACGUUCCCGAAGCAGGAUGACCCCCAGAACAGCAUCAUCACUAUCCAGGGCUACGAAGAGAAAGCACUGGCGGCGCGGGACGAAAUCCUAGCCAUGGUGGAUACGCUCAGCUCGGUGUACAAGGAGGAGAUCCAUCUGGAUGAGCGCGUGCACCGUCGUUUUAUCGGAUUCCGUGGCAAGCGGCUGCGCGAAAUCAAGGAGCAGUACGGUGUGGAUAUUACCUUCCCGCGCAUGGACGAUGCGGACAAGUCGCUGGUCACGCUGGCGGGCACACCGGACAAUGUAGAGGCGUGCCGCGAUUACCUGCUCAAUCUGGAGGAAGAGUUCCUGCAGGACGUGUCUGCUGCCCCGACCCAGCCGACCUCCUUCUCGCAGAUCAUGGAAGAUACGAUGGCGAACCAGCAAACCAACAAGCAAGGCUUCGUUGUGAGCGGUGCACCAUGGGAGCGCAAGGCCGCGCCCAACACACAGUCGCUGGAGGACUUCCCAGACUUUGGCGGACUCGGCGGUGGCCCGGGUGGUCCGGCCGCGACCAAUGCCGACACCAACACGCAGACGCCAAUCAACUCCGCCUGGAAUGCCAAGCAUUAA
This is a messenger RNA of Anopheles marshallii, 3873 nucleotides long. It is a transcript of the gene Dp1, whose product is annotated as vigilin. Bases 1 to 3873 code for a protein of 1290 amino acids. NCBI's taxonomy places the organism in Eukaryota, Metazoa, Arthropoda, Insecta, Diptera, Culicidae. The record is from RefSeq and is a predicted model, not a curated record. Gene Ontology annotation, cellular component: nucleus; cytoplasm. The transcript is spliced from 2 exons. Gene Ontology annotation, molecular function: mRNA binding.